Molecule: messenger RNA, 20699 nt
Organism: Paramuricea clavata
Lineage: Eukaryota; Metazoa; Cnidaria; Anthozoa; Malacalcyonacea; Plexauridae
Source: the annotation of a GenBank genome assembly
CGCCAUAUUGCUUUUAGAAAUAGAACCAUACUAGAAGAAUAGUAUUUGCCACGAAUUAUAUUUAAAAACGCGGCAAGACUUGAAAAUGGUUUUGUUUUUAGUGCUUGAAAUUGUUCGUGGUCGUCUGUAGUUCUGUAAAGCUGUCUUUUCUAGAAAGCUCGGGAUCAUGGCUAUAAGCAGUGACGAAGUGAAUUUCUUGGUGUACAGGUAUCUGCAGGAGUCAGGUAUGAUUGUAUAGUUUUAUUAUAAAACUAAUAUUAGAUAUUAAAGAGGUUUUUUUGAUUGAUUGUAACCUGUGGUGAUGUUAUAUGCAAAUACAUGUACCUGCUGAUUUGCACCAGCAUGCCUUGAUGUGCUGUAUAUCUCAAAAUUAUAUGGUAGAACUACUGUAGAAUAGAGUGUUUGCACUCAUUCCCCAGGGACCAACUCAACAAAACCUAUGGCGGCCAUGUUGGUGUUCCAGAUAAAAGAGUCUGAGUGAAAUUCUUUUGAAUUGGAACACCAACAUGGUAGCUGUGACGUCAUGUGCAAACGCUCUAUACAGUAUAAAUACACUAGUAUAGACUGUAUAGCUGAGUAGCUGACUGGAAAGUUUGGAAAAUAUAGUUCAGUUAAAGUUUAGAAAAUAUAGUUUCAGUAUAGACUGUAUAGCUGACAGGAAAGUUUGGAAAUUGUGCGGGGGAGAUUUCGAAAAUUUAAUAGUAAUUGCCGUAGAGGUAGAACAAUUAAUGCCAUGGAUCAUUGCGGCAACAACGGCAAUUUUUUGCCGUAUAGUAUAAUUUUUGUACUAUUCACUGCACGCAUUACUAUUGUGACACUUUGAAAAGAAAACACUAAAGAAAUACGUAAACAUGUUCCUAGCUUGUCCACAAUCCAAAUAACAAUAAAAUUGAAUUUUUAUUGCAGUAAUUUGAAAAAAUGCCUUGGAAACUGCCAAAAUUGCUGUAGACAGCUGAACUACGUUCUACUGCAAUUUUUAACGCUGUUGCCGUUGAUUGAUUUCAGGGAAAUUCUAGGCCUGUAUAGAAUUAAGCAUCAAAAUUGCAUGGGGGGAUAUCUCCCCAGCAAUACAAACUUUCCACACUGGCUGCAUGGUAGUACUGAGUACUCUUGGGUGCUUGUGUUUAUUUGUACAUGCAGCAGUUAUUAUACAGCAAUAGAAAAUGAAUGGCUCUUUGUAUUAUAGGUAUGGGCAUGAGUGCAAAUGGCAAGUGCAAUUUGACAUCUUUGCAAAACUAACUAGUGUAUGUUUUACCAAAUUGGAUGAGAAACCAUACUAUUGGCCAUUCCGAAGUUGAUGAGAGGACUGGGGACAAAUGUUAAAAAGUGCCCAAAUUAAGAAAUGAACCAAAUCACUAAAAAGACCACCUCAAAAUUAGUAAGUAUACAAAGUUUGAAGACAUUUACAUGAAUACCCUUCGAAUAAUAAGCUUUCGAAAAUCACAAUAUUUACUUAAGGCCAAAAAAAAAAUAUGUGGGUUUCCGGUUUCUUCUUAUAAAAACGUAGGUAGAGUAGGUCGGUUAUAACCAGGGACGCCAGAACUGGGGGGCAGGGGGGGGCGGCUGCCCCCCUUGCCUUUUGCUAGGGGGGGCAGAAGUGCCCUUUUAGUUGUAAAAUAAUACGUGAUAAAUCACAUUUCCAACGAUGCUUUUUGUAGGAAAAUCACGAGAUUCAGGUAAUUUAUAGUUUAUAUUUAUAAAAAUUUUGGGAAAUUUUUGGAAUUUAGAAAAAUAUUUUGAAGAAAUGGCGAAAAUUUAAGAUAUCUGGAAAAAAUUUUGGCUUCACGGAAAAUUUUUGUAUGUCCGGAAAAAUUUUUUGAGUAAAUUGAAAAAAUUUUUCAGUAAAGGUGCCCUUGGUGUGCGUCCGCCCCCCUUUGCCCUAUUAUCGUUCCGGCGUCCCUGGUUAUAACUUCUUUUUUUUAAACUUUUUUUUUAAUUUUCCGAACAAGCGGACGCCAUUUUGUUUAGUCAGUGCUUCCACAUCCAAAGAUAAAUUUCCCUAAUAUUGCCUCAAAUUUCAAUUUUCCACAAACUUUUUCCUCUAAGUGGAAACACUUACAAGCACGAUCCAAUAAAAAAGUUUAGGGUCGGGAUUUCGACGUCCAAAAGCUAGGUAGGGUCGGGAAACCGGAAACCCACAUAUUUUUUUUUUUGGCCCUAUGAAAUGUACUGUAAUUUUUGUUUUUGGGGACGUGUGUCCCCAAAACAAUCUUUUAAUCAGUAAUUUCACAAUUUUCGAAAGCUUAUUAUUCGAUGGGUAUUCAUGUGAACGUCUUGAAACUUUGUAUACUUACUAGUUUUGAGAUGGUCUUUUUAGUGAUUUGGUUCAUUUCUUAAUUUGGGCCAAUCUCGUACCCAGAGCAAUGCCUGUGCACGGGCUAGGAUGGCAUUGGCUCUGGGGAAAUUGAAUUUUUCCUGUGCUGUGAUUGGUUUAACGUUUAUCAAUCGUGCAUGCCGAUGAAGAACCGGAACUCCUAAAUUUAGGGGUUCCGGUUGUCAAUUUCCCCAGAGCCAAUGCCAUCCUAGCCUGCGCACAGGCAUUGCUCUGGGUACGAGAUUGAAUUUGGGCACUUUUUAACACUCGUCCCCAGUCCACUCAUCAACUUCGGAAUGGCUAAUUGGGUUUCCAGAAAACAUCCAUAUCUCUCCAAUGGAGGAAAUUGGAAGUUAACCCCCUACCCCCUUUUGAAUGUCACAAUAUUACACUGUCUUGCUAUUACCUCUCCCCUCCGGACAGCAGAAAUACUCUACAUGGGGGCAGAUCUUUUCUGGAAUUGCCCAUUAUUAAAUUGCAUAUACAUGAAAUAAUUACCAACUUUGAUAAUUGAUAACACCUACAUACUCACCAGCACUUUUUAAGCAUUGUUUUCAUUGUAGCAAACUUGUUGCAGUACAGUAAUUAAAUUGUUAAAUUUGUGUACGAUUUUCAGUUAAAAGUGUACAUUUGCUGGUUAACAUGUGCCGCCAUGUUUAUUUUUCCUGCUUGUUUCAGGCUCUGUCUGCUGCUUUUGUUUUGUAUAGGUAAUAGUGUGGUUUCGAGUGCAAUUUGGAAAAACAUGCAUGAAUGAGUUUUUCAAAGAUGAUUAAAAUUGCAUGAGUCUGAAGGACAAGUGCACUUUGAAGUCUUUGAAAAACUCAUGAGUGUAUGUUUUUCCAAAUUGCAUGAGAAACCAUACUAUUACUUGUUAAUAAUAUACAUGUCAUAUAGUUCACACACUUUGAUAACACCUGUGCACUCACCUACGCCAUUUAAGCAUUGCUUUCAUUUCUUGUUAGCAAAAGCUUUUCAGUAGUAUGUGCUUCUUGUACUUAAAUUGUUAUAUUCACGUACAAUUUUCUAGGGGUGCACCGGAUUUCAAUUUAACAAAUUUUCCGGCAUCCGGCCAGAUUUGGAGAAAAUCUGGCCGGAUUUAAAUUUCCGUUUCACCUUAAAAAAUUCACCAAGAAUGGGAUAAACCAUCAAUUUGGCAGCUUUAAAGUUUAAAAAACACUUAUAUUAUUAUAAAAUAUUAAGUUAUUAACAAAAAGAUAUUAAAAAAGGUUUAAACACAAUCAAAAAUCUAAACUGACACUAACUAAAACUAGUAAAAAACAUAAACCGCCAUUUUGAAUACUGAUUUAUCCCCAAUUGUCUCCAUUACCGGUUUAUCUCAAAUCCGGCCGGAAUUUUUGUCCGGCCGGAAUUGUUGAAAAUUCCAAAUCCGGUGCACCCUUAGGCCCGGUUUAGACGGCGAACUUCUCAUGCGCCGAAUCUAAUGCAAGAAUUAAGUGCGACGCUGGAGCGGCGUCUAAAUCAAUUAAGUUCGACAGGUUUUGAUUAAGUUCGACAUGACUCGAAGAUGCGACAAGACAAGUCGUAUAUGCGACACAGGUUCGACAUUGAUUUAGACGCCGUGCUUUUCAUGCGCCGAACCUAAUGCAUAAUUAUUUUUUAACAUCAUAAUAUGAUUAUCAUAUAUUUGCAUUGUAAAUAUUUCCAAUAUAAUGUCUUCGCAAUUUGGUACGGUGCAAUUAAGUUCGACGUCUAAAUCAGUUUCCGAUAUUUUGCCGUAUCUACGACAAUUAGGUUCGGCGCAUGAGAAGUUCGCCGUCUAAACCGGGCCUUACAAUUUUCCAUUUGAAAGUGUGCAAACAUUUGUCAAAAAGUGCAAUUUACAUUGCUACUGUCUGCCGCCAAGUUGAUUUUUCAUGCCUUGUUUCCAGGCUCUGCUCUUGUUUUGUUAAUUGCACUGCAGUAGUGGACCUUUAACCUUAUAACUAAAAUUUUGAUCUAGACAAAAAUUUCAUCACAGCUUGAAAGAGCAUCACAAAAUUAGUAAUAUUCCAAAGUUUCGUUACGAAAUGUUGUAAAAUGCGGAUAAUAUAGCCCUGCGAAGUUUGCAAUUUUCAGUCAUUUUAGAUUACAAACGGGAAAUUGAUACCCAAAUCGGGUGUUUGGGUAUCAAUUUCCCGUUUGUAAUCUAAAAUGACUGAAAAUUACAAACUUCGCAAGGCUAUAUCCGCAUUUUACAAAAUUUCGCAACGAAACUUCGCGUGAAUAUUACUAAUUUUGUGAUGCUCUUUCAAGCUGUGAUGAAAUUUUUGUCUAGACUUGUCUAGAUCAAAAUUUUAGUUAUAAGGUACGUUAAAGGUCCAUUGCACUGCAAUUAAUGUGCAAUUUCAAAAAUAGUUGCGCUGCUCAUAGCCAAUCAGAGUAAUUUUUUCAUUUUUAUUUUCAGUGUACAGUUGGUAAUAGCCAGAUGGUUUAGUGUUCAAUUUUAAUGCACAAGUGCAUUUUUCAAAGAGCAUCAAAAUGCUGUUUGAGGUCUUUGAAAAACUCACUACUUGCUUGUUCUAUCCAAAUUUCAUGAGAAACAAUCCUAUUUAUUGGAAUGAAAAAAGUGUACUAGUUUUGUUGCAUGUGUGAGUUUAUUAACAUACCUGCUAACUUUCAAAUUUCAGGGUUUCCUCAUUCAGCUUUCAGCUUUGGAGUUGAAAGUAAUUCAGUUCAUUCAAGUAUUGAUGGUGUAUCAAUUCCCUCUGGUGCUUUGAUAUCAGUUUUACAGAAGGGAGUGCAAUUUGUUGAGGCAGAAGCAUGCUUUGGAGAGGUAAUUAACAUUAUGGAUAACCCUAAUGGACAUUGAUUUUUGCUGUAUGCUACACGUAAACUAAACACCCAUCUGACCAUUUGAUUGAAUUGAAGCCAGAGUUCUGACCAUUUGAUUGCAUAAGAGUAGGUCGACAUUACGGUGGAGGUUUGCAACAGGCUCUCCUCUUCAUGAGUAAAAUUGCCUGGUGUUAUGCUAUGGACAGGGUAACAUACUGUAUACCUCUGUAAUAAAGUAGGGCGCAAUACAACUUAAUGGGUUAAAUGCAUAUGUAGUAAUAUUCUUGUCAAGCUUUCCCCUUGUAUAACCUUGACUUUGAGCCUGUUACAGUGCAGCACGGCUGGAGAAAAUAUUUUUGUUCCUGGGAGCACAACCUGGAGAUGAAAUUUCCUCCAGACCAACUAAAUAUUUUUGGGUUAAAUCUGCAUGUGCCUGCUGUACAUGCACAUACUGUACAUACAGGGUGAAUAAAGAAAAGUGCACACUCAGUUCUUUCCAUGGGUAAUUUGGGGUCUGCUAGUAUCUUAAUUACCACUAUAAAAUUAUUUUGAAAAGUAUGUACACACGGCGGGCAAUUGACAGAAAAUUUGCCAUAUGAAAACUCGUCAUAGAAAACUUACUUGUCUGUAUAGAAGUCUACGAAAUUUAGUAAUUCACAAUCAUAAUUAUACCAUGUAGGAUGGAACCUCCUUUGGAGACGGUGAACUGUCUUUAGUAGAAGCUGUAAAUCCAUCUACAGUUUCUGAUUUACAUACAAAAGCACUGAGACAAUUAGAAGAUAAAGCUAAAGAACAAAUAAGUUUUAUUGAUGUGACAAGUGGUCCUGAUUUCCCAGCCGCUAAAGUGACUACUUUGGAAGGACAUCAGUCAGAGGUUAGUUCUAAACUUAACAGACUCAAAUUGAAUCAAAUGUAGUAUAUGAAGGAAGGAAAAUUAAUGUGAAAUUAUAACACAGCAUAGACAGAAAAUAGAAAUUGUAUUUAGAACACAAUUUUAUUAAUUAGAAAAUAUGAUUGUACGACGAGCUUCAAUGAUCGAUGAGCUUCAAUGAUCUAGGACUUAGCUACCUGAAAAAUUUUUAAAAUCUAGGAUUUAGAUACUUGCAACCUCAAAUGCAUCAAACUCCUGAACAUUGUUAAUCGCUACCUACAACAAACCAAUAAAUCAAUAAUGCAGAAUUAUGUGAGCGUCCCAUUAUAUAUACUGUACAUAGCCUCGAUUUCAUUCUUUGAUUUCUGUUAAAUUCUUUGCAAUAUUAUGUUUGUCUGUUUUCAAAAGAAAUUGAAGUCAGAGCUAUGGGUUUAUAAUGCUAUAAUUGUACUGUAUGGGUUUAUAAUACAUAAUUGUACUGUAAAGUUUCAACUACAAUUAAAGCUAAAAUUUCACCACAUGUGCAAUGUGUUUUGAGAAAGCUGGGAAAUCAUUUUAAAAAUUAAUUAAAUAUAUUGAUUGUGUGUAGGUGUGUGUCUGUAGCUGGAACCCAAGUGUAGAUGUCCUGGCAUCUGGGUAAGUGCAUGCAUAGCCGUUGUUAUUUGUUAGAUAUACUUUAUUCUUUAUUUCAAUUAAAGAGUAUAUACAGUUACUACUUGCCAACAGUUUGAAUACAAAACUGCCCAAAAAGAUCAACAAAUUCAACAUUUUGCAAAAUUCUAUUACAGACAUUCCCAAUAAGUUGUUACGUGUACAUGUUCAACUGUGCGUUUAGUUUUAAUAACUGGUUAGCAUAAUUUCAUUUAUUUAUAAGCUAUUUUAAACAAAAUGUAUCGGAUAUUAAAAGUAUUUCAAUAUACAGUAUGUAUAGUUGCAAAUCCCUGUGUUUCGGGGACUUUCUUUGCUCGUUUUGGGAAUUUUCCCCAUCCGAACAAGAAUCUCUAUAGUUCAGCAAAUGUCCUUGCUUGAGGUUUUCCUUUGCUUACUGCCUUCUGAUCUUGUGAACCAUCCUGCACCAGUUCUCCAUUGGGUUGAGUUUAGGACUUGUGAAACUCGCUAAUAAUUCAUGAAGAAAACACAAAAGUAAUCAUGACGUGAACGAAGAGUUACAGUGAGUAUAUAUCUGAUACAGAAUCGUGCUGUUUGACAAAAACAUUAAGUUCAAUUUUCUCACCAAAUAUCAUGAAUUUAUUUUAAAUUGUUGAAGAAUACGAAUGUUCUCAUGAAGACGUUUCAGAAGCCAUCUAUUCGGCUCGAGUUUGUAUAUCCGAUACAACACAGCCGGUCAUGCUGUCAAUAGUACAAUCAUAUGGUGUAAAUUUUUAAUAGAACGCUCGUCUGAGUGGUACAGGAAAAUGCCGUCUGCCAUUGUUUAGCAGGAAACGUGUUCUCUCUUUUUUUUGGGGAGUGCAUCACUAUAAAUCUUUUUUAUAUGUUUUUUUUAAGAAAAUGCAAACACUUCUGCAGACAUUUAUAUAUUUGCUUCUCUUGUGUAUUUCAUCUUUCUUCAUUUCUUGCUAAACGUUUUUUAUCUUUUACUUUACGUGACCUGUUUUUUUAGUGCUGGAGAUGCUACAGUGAGGUUAUGGCCGUUCACAAAUGCUGAGGAUAUUAAAGAAAUCACUCCAUUAGUGUUAGCUCAAGAGGAAAAAGAUAACAUCAAUGUUGGACAUGCCCCUGGUAAAGAUGUUACAGCACUAGACUGGAAUGUGAGUAUUUUUUUAAACAAUAAAUUACAAAAUAAACCAACAAUGGUGCUUCUUACAGCAAUUUUCUUUCGAUUAGAAAUUUCUGAUUGAAUUUCUUGGAUUCAGUCGGCAUAAAAUUUGCGAGUUGGCGAAAAUGGGGUGCGACCCCGUACCUAUAUGAACAGGUUUUGUGAUUGGUUGAUGAUAACAAUAAAAUACACUAAACCAUAGGAAUCAUCUUUCUAAAAAAGUCGAUCGAAACACAGAUUGGUUUUGUCUCAGGAAACCAAUAACCAAUCCUAGGAAAAAUUAUCGUGGACACCGCGUGCGUCAGACAAAACUAGAUUUUAACAGGGUUCGUACUAAACUUGAAAGUCCUUGAAUGUCCUUGAAUUUGAAAACAAAAAUUCAAGGUCUUGAAUGCCCUUGAAUUUGUAAAGCAGUACUUGAAUUCUUCUAGUUUUUGGAUAUUUUCUGAAAUUGUUUGACAUUCAAGACGGACAUUUUGUUGAACUGAUUUUGCAUGUUCAUAUCUGACCUCAUUAUAAAGUUACGUUUUGAACAAUUCAACGUCAGAUUUUGCUGAUUUCUAACGCCUUCUUCAGUAUGUAGUCCUUGAAUUUGUUGAUACAUGUCCUUGAAUGUCCUUGAAAAGUCCUUGAAUUUAACUCUUCCUGACAUGUACGAACCCUGUUUUACAGAAUUAAUCUCCCAAAAACAUUUCUGCCCCUCCUACCCCCAAUUCAAUGUUCGAAAAUCAACGAAACAUACUUUUAAAAUUUAAAUGCGAAAAACAACAUUAAAUAGGGGGACAGAGGGGGGGGGGGGAAUUUCAUGAAAAAAACGUCUCAAUGUUAAUAUUUGUGUUAAGGCCCGUUUACACUUGCAAUUUUUGCUGCGAUUUUAGGUGUGAUUUUAGAUUUUCUUCUUCUGAAGGAUGUGAACGAGUGGAUGAGUUAUGAAUGUUCAGAUGAGGGUACAUGAACUCAAAACAUUCAUAACUCAUCUACUCGUUCACAUGCAUCAGAAGACGAAAAUCGCACCAUAGAAAUCGCAGCAAAAAUUGCAAUUGUAAACGGGCAUUUAGAAAAGUUAGGUGUCCACAUAAUUUUUGCCAGGACUGCAGUAACAAAACUUGUUCAUAUUAGAUACAUUAGAUACUGUAAUUACUGUCAUUCAAAGCAAAGAAAGAAUUGUCUUUCAACACCUCCGUCGUACAUCCAAGACAAUACCGUACUACUUCAGGGUGCGAUCAUUAGAGAUUUUUAGUCGUACCUGACUGGUACUGUAAUGACUAUUGCCGCGUACUUGAUCUGGUACAAACUUAAGACUCGAGGUGUAUUUAGUCUUUGAAAUGAUGUACAUAAAGUACAGGUUUCUGAACGGUAUUCAAUAACCCGAAACCGCAAGUUAGAACGACAAGGACGACAAUUGCAUACACAAACACUACAAUUAGCUCCAACAUUCCCAUCAGUCCAGUCAUGUUUCAUACUUUCAUGCCCAGACAUGUCAAACGGACCGUGUAUAUAUACCUUUAUAUGUAUACGGUUUUGAAGAGUAAUCCAUUUUAGGCGGUAUAUUUUGUGGGGCUUUUUCGAAAUACAAAUAAAAAAAAAUCCGUAAUUACAUGUAAACUAAUAAAAAGUUGGCCUGACAGGCAAAAUUGGCAAGUUACCAAAAUCCGGAACACUCGCGCUGGAACAGAAAAUCCGUACCUUAAAUAAAUAAUUGAAAAAUAUAUAUUAAGUAUACCGCCAAACUACAUUUUUAGGGAUAGUAAACAAUGGAACAACGAUAGUAGGGGCUAAUUUAUGAGAAAAUUAAGUGCUUCGCAUUCUUCUUGCAGUGAUGGGUUCUCUAACGUGAUUGCAAUCCAGAAAUCAAAUAAGAAACCCACAGACACAUAUAGGUGCAUGUUUGUUCAUGUAGUCUAUUGUCUACUGAAGUCAAGCUGGGUUUUUUCUUUUCAAAUACCAUGCAUGAAUCACCUGCUACCCUUGACAGUUGACGCAGGGAUCGUGGUCAACCAAAAUUCGAAUUCAUUAUUAGCCCACGACUUAAUCGAACAUGCAUAUAGGUGUUGUUGCAUCCAGCAAACAGUGCCAAAUUUAUCUUCCAUUCAUUUUUUCAGGCCUGCUUAAGACGUCGAAUUUUAUUCGUUGAAUUUAAUGCUGCUCAGUGGCGGACAUUUUUUUUGGGGGGGGGGGCGAAUUUGGAAAUCCAAGUUCUUAAAACUUUUUUCCUUAAAGUUCAUGCAAUAUUUAGCUUAAUUUGUAGUUCAAAAAUUAUUGUUACAGCUUUGUUACGCAGUUAUUCAGCAAUCAUUCAAGGGCUUUACUAUCAUUCGAAAGCUUUUACUCGGGAGAAACGGAUGUUUUAAAUGGUUUUAUUCCACGCAGCUCAGUAAGUGCGACGUUGUCGAAGUAUUUGAAGCCAGGGUUUUGUCGCAUAUAUAAUGACAGAAACUGAAAUCGAUAGAAAUUCGACUUUUCAAAUUGGCCUCAAUUCCCCAUUUCCCAUGAUUGUAUAAAAGCCUAUAUGUAUAUAGCCGCGAAUCUCUUUUAUCUUGUCAGAAUGAUGGAACGUUAUUAGCUACUGGUUUGUACAAUGGUCAUAUAAAGAUCUGGAAUAACGAAGGUCAGUAUUUGCUUUAACUGUGCUGUUUAACUAGGCUUUAUAUAUACUCAGUAUUGAAUGAUGCAUUAUAAAUAAUACGUAAAAUGUCUGAAAUACAGUAGAUGUUUCCCAAGAUAGCUCCACCUGCAACCUUGUAUCAGACCACUUUUCGCGCGUGGUACGUAUACAUUGUCUGCACAGUCACAAAUUGAGAGCCACAAGUAAUGAGGAAAACUGCUAAAUUAUUUCAAACUAUAGUCGGCAAAAUUUCCGAUUUAUCGGUAAAAUUUCGAAAGUAAGAAAAGGUUAGAGGCACGUGAAAAAUAUUAGGUGACUCAAGCAUAAUUAAGAACAACUUAGUUUGCCACAAACAAAUCGAAAUAAAUUUAUGAUCGUGAAUUGCAUAGUUUGACUAAUUUCCAUUUAUUGUUUACGCGAUAUUUUUCAAUAAAUUUAGUUCAGUAGUAUACUUAGUAACAUCGUUCACCUUCCCAUUAUAGCAUAGCAUUCUUUUCACGUAUUUCUUUGUAAUUUCCAAUUUAUCUUCGACAAAAAAUAUCUCAAUUUCACUAUAUUUUAACACAAUUCGAAAAUGUACUUACCCAAAACCUGGCGAAAAAAAGGCGUUAAGGUGCAUGUCUUGGGAGACGUUUGUUCCAUUUUUUGUUCUCCCAUUUAUGAGAGGCUAUACUGUUUCUUAAGGUCAAGACGUUGUUACGUUGAAAGAACAUAAGGGAAUAAUUUUCUCCGUGAAAUGGAAUGACAAGGGCAGUUAUCUCCUUACUGCUGCAAUAGAUCAGGUUUGUACACAACACUGCAUGGCGUAUCCAGUAAUGAUUGGAUAAGCAGAGCCUGAAAUAACUUAAUAACGUUGAGUGUUCGAUACAGGAUGUUAUACAAAUAUGUUACUUGUUUGUCAUGUAAUAUUACGGUAUUUAGACGAUUCACUGAUUUCCAAGAAACGAUAGAAAUAAUCGGCAGAAAGAAAUGUUAAAAUUAUUUAAAUAAAACAUGAUCUAUAAAAGCUGAUUUUCAGAUCAGGCUGGACGUUUUGUAUUUUGUAAGUACAUGCUUUCUUCCAAAUCAUUUGCAUUGACAUUAUUUGACAUUAUUUAUAUUUCGUAGUUGUGUAUAGUGUGGGACACAACAACAUGGCAAGUUAAGCAACAAUUUUCCUUACAUCAAGGUUAGUUUUAAUGGUUUGUAGGCAGUACAGUGUGUCUGUAUCCUGAUAGAGGAAAUUACAGACCUAUACAGUAACACGCUUGAAGAUAUAAGGAAUAUCUCGUUCGCGAAUUCUGUUUCUAUAAGGCUCUUUUCCAGUCAUCGCAAAAACGAGCUCGCAAGCUCGCUGCGAAUACUUUUAUCCAAUCACAAUGAUCGGCAGUUUAUUUUAAUUUGAUGGCAGCACUUGCUAUACCUGUCACGUUUUAGGGGGAGUUACUAUUUUUAGACUUUUAUAAUUUUGUAUUUUAAACUUAACCCUAAUCCUAACCCUUACUCUAAUCCUAACCCUAAUCUUAAUCCUAACCCUUUCCCUAAUCCAAACCCUAAAAGUCUAAAAAUAGUAACUCCCCCUAUAAAACGUGACUCAUAUGGCACUUGCCGCGGGUUUGGGAGUUUGUUUUACAAAAUCACUCGGGGAGAGACCCGGAUGUGCUGAAUAUGAAUAUUACGGCAGUUUAUAUUUCUAGUAAAGUGUAUGUACGCACUCUUUUGUUUCUUUCUGGCAACAAAAAUCUUCAAACGUUUUAUAUGCGAAUCCUAGCAUGCAUGCAAUAUAUAAUUGAUGAUUACAUAACAGAUUGCAACCCAAUAUGUGUUUUUUUCUAUUUUUACUAUAUAGCCCCAACGUUAGAUAUUGAUUGGCAAAAUACAAACACAUUUGCCUCAUGUUCACCUGAUAAGUCAAUCCAUGUUUGUAAAGUUGGCGUAGAGAAAUCUGUAAAGACGUUUGAAGGACAUUUGGUAAGUGAAGAGGAUUAGUGAUUAGUGAUUAGUGUGGAAUGCAUAUUUUAGCUGCAGCAUAACUUCUUCGUACAUGCAUGAGUAUAUAAUUUUAUUAAGAUUGACUGAAAUAAUAAUUUCGUUAAAAACCAGUUCUUUACUGGUCGCCCACUGCUCUGUUUUGUUUUUUUGCAUAACUGGUUAUGGCGACAAUAGACCCAUUGCACAUGACGUCACAGCGGCGGUGACGAUGCAUCUGGAGGAGAAAUUAACAAUCUAUGCAUAAUAUAACUUUUGUGAACAAAGCAAAUUUUGUAAAACUUUAUAAUCAUUUUGUAUUAAAAUGGUUAAUUUUUUCGCUGUACGUGGUUGCUGUACCCGAAGAGAUAUUGUUAGGGAGCAUCUGGAGGAUACUCUAAGGAUUUGUGACGCCAGUGCAAUGGGUCUAUAUAUACCCCCACUGUACAUGCUCCCAGGCAUCGAGACUCUUUCCAUUAAUUAUAGAAGGGUUUUGUAGAUGGAAAUUUCGAUUGUGAAUGUUAUAUACCUAACCAUGCAGGAGGAGUUGCUAAAAAUGCAACUAUCGGCCCUUUGGCAGGAAUUGAACUUGCGGCUUUGCGAUUCCAGUGCAGCGCUCUAACCAACCGAGCUACAGAGGCCAGUUGUCGAGCUCUCCAGCGAUGCACCGGAAUCAGAGGGCCGCAAGUUCGAUUCCUGCCAUGCUGAGGGCCUAUAGUUGUAUUCUUCGCAACUAAUAAACCCAUCCACUAUAUGAGAAACUGAAAUACAUUGUUGAAUGAAAGUAAUCCAGCAUUCAUAUAACUGCUCAUGCAGUAUGCUAAUUAACCGUAUCUAUGUCUUAUCUUUAGGGAGAAAUAAAUGCCAUAAGAUGGGAUCCCUCAGGUACUUUACUCGCUUCCUGUUCUGAUGACGGGAGUGCGAAGGUGAGUUUCAUAGAACUUGGUAUUGAUAAUUAAUAUAUUAUUAGCUGUAUACAUGAACCUCACUGACAUCCGCCAUCUUGUUCUAUAAUGAGAUCUAAUUAAAUCAUUUAAGUUUAGAAUAUAGACAAUAUUACUGUAAAAAAUAUGAUUUAGCAAUAAAAUGGCCUGGGAAUUGCUCAAGAUACACAUUAAUGUUACCCUGGUUGUGACGUCACGCAUACCAAGAUGGCGGAAUGCAUAAUGAUUUUCUUUUGAAAUGAAGUGUAUUAUCUUUUAUACCAAGAACGAAAUAUGAAAUCUGUAAUAAAGUUUUGAAAUAUAUUGAAUCCCUCUUCCAAAUGGAAGAAACGUAAUUUUUAUUGCUUUUUCGAAUUUAAAAGUAAAAAUGUAUUUUUAUUGUAUUUCUAAACAGGUGUGGAGUUUAAAGAAUGACGCACCUCUGCAUAAUUAUCAGAACGAUGCAAAACACCAAGUUUACACUUUAGAAUGGAGCCCGAGUGGACCUGGGAGUUCAAACAGCACCUUGCCUUCCUGUUUGGCAACGUAAGUCAUACCUUUAAAUAAUAAUUCAGUCCGUUGUAUAAAGAGAAGAAACUUGUCGUGUUAACCGCCUCGUGUGGCGUCUAGCUCAGCAUGUUUCUCUCGUGUGCGGGCAGUUUUCGUCAUGAGGAUUUAACCUCUCGAGGUCUUGAGGAAAAUGUCUAUUGUGUUUGAUAUUUUUCACCUCGCGAGGAAAAAAUCUCAACGUGCGGAUGUUGCGAACUUGGUGCUGAGCUGCUUGAAUUAACUAGCUAAUGAGAACCCAUACUGUAGUUUCUUCACGUGACUUUAGUCAAAAUGGCGACAGUGGAGGUACAUAAAUGCAGACGAUCUUAUCUCGAUGUUGCUGUUGAGUAGUUAGCCGCCACGCGAGUUAGCUUGUUGUUACUCAAUUUUGUUUCUCUGAUGGAUGUGAACGAGUGGAUGACUUACGGAUGUUCAGACGAGGGUACUCACAACAUUCGUACAGAGUUGCAAAACCUGUUCAAAUUUCCUCCGGGUAAAAUUUAAAGUUUUCAAACCUUCCUCAAAAUAAAUUAAAUAGAUAUGGCUUCAUCAAAUAGCAAUAUACUAGAGUAUAUAAACUUAACUGAUUCUGAAAGCAUAACACACAGUACAUAAUUCUAAUAUAUAAAUUUGCCAUAAUAGAUUUAUACUUUGGACAAAUUGGACAGUCCUUACCUACUAUGUCUACAUCCUUUUUCAUAUAUUGAAUAUAAAAUAAUAUUAAAAAAUGAUCUUACUGUACUUGUGGUUUUGAAAGGCAUUUGAGAGUGUUUAAGGUCUUCAGGCGUGUGACACAAUCGCCCAAUUUCACAAUCACUGAGGCAGUGAAUGCUCUCACUUGUUUCUGAGGCAAAGUGCUAAAUUUAAACCAAGCCGUAUAGUGCCCUGCAUGGCAGUUUAUGGCAAUGUUUGGAGUGGCUGAAAAUCAAUGGCAAUGGCAAUAUAUAUCUAUACCAGACGCUGCCAAUCCUGCAAUAUACUUAUAUAGUUUGUGGGAAUUGACAGUGUAGGUAUCAGGUAUGUAAAUAAUGAUUUCGAUUAUAGGACCUCGAUAUAUUCCGACGAUCUGUAUUAAAUAUGUAUGACAGCUACACAACUCAGUAAUUAAGCUGUACUAUUUUUGUCUGACUCACAUCACACAUGCUAAAAUUUCUUCCUCAACUUUGUUUAUAAGGCCAUUAUUUAUAUAAUUAUUACAAUGUUUAGUUGCUACAGCAUUGAUGGUUUAUUUCAUUAAAUAAAAAAAAUAAUUCCUAACAUUUAAUAUUUCUGUGAGUUCUGAAGUAAAGUGUCAUAAACCAAAAUAAACAUAUUACAAUACACAUUUCUGUCAUUUCCAACAUAUCUCCUUGAACUAAAUGCGAAGUUCCUGUAAAAUGCAAUGAAAUUUCUUUUGAAUUGGCAGUUUAAAAUGGCACUAAAACCCCAAUAUAAAAUACCUUAACUGUCUUGAAAUAUUUUGUCGGGCAGUACAUUUAUAUUGUAUGACAAAAUAUAAAAAAAAUUAACAUGGCUCUUAAAAUACAGUUGGGUGGUGAUGAGAAUCCAGCAAGUUAUUUUAUGUGGCCUAAUAAGGCACCUCUGAUGCUUGACACUUACACAUUUUAAUUUUACAGAAUGUUUUCAGUUAUUUGUCUUCUCAGUAUUCUCCAAUGUCAUAGUCAUCUGGUAUAGGCACUAGUAUAUCACAAUAGUUCCACCACAACUUGUCAGCCUCAACUGCCUUAUUCAACCAUGAUUUAUUUGUUUCACUCUUUUGGUGUUAGCAACCAUUGGCCACUAAACCUUCCUCACUGACCUCACCUAUGGUAAACCUUCCUCGCGGGCAAUGCCCGCGAGCCCGCAGCUUUUUUGCAACUGUGCAUUCGUAAUUCAUCUACUCAUUCGAAUCCGUCAGAAGAAAAUCGCACUAGAAAUCGCAGCAAAAAGUGCAAGUGUAAUCGGGCCCAGGGGCGUAGGAACCGGGGGGGGGUUGCCCCCCCCCCCCACGUUUUGGCAAGUGCCCUUUUUCCGGGAGCAAAGUGCCCUUUUUUGCGUGGAAAAAUUUUCAUUAAAAUUGCAUUGGUAUGUCCGGAAAAUUUUUUUACCCCUAAAAUGGUACACUGACCGGGGGAGGGAGGUCGCCAAAAAUAAUUUUUAGAUGCCUUUUUUUCGAAAAAUGCCCCUCGGAGCUUGCCCCCCCCCAACUUUUCGAAGCUUUCUACGCCCCUGAUCGGGCCUUUAGAACCUGGAUGUUUUUAGUUGAAUUUUCGUCUCCUUUGUCUUUAGUGCCUCACUAGAUGGUGUUGUACGUAUUUGGGAAAAUGAAACAGGCAACUGCACGCUUUCCCUGACUGGUCACAGAGAACCUGUAUACUCAGUUUCGUACAGUCCUGAUGCGAAAUUCAUUGCGACCGGAUCUAGCGAUCGGUGUGUAAAUAUUUGGUCUACUCAGGUAUGUGCACUAUAUAUUAUGUACUCACUUGCUUGCUGUGUCUUUAAGACCUCUAACUUCUCAUUCAAUCAUCUCUCCACCGAAAAUAGUAUAAAAAUUUUAAGAUAUUUUGAUCUGUCUGUGCCAGUGUAGGUAAUGCCAAUUAUAUAAACAAGCUUUCGUUGGUAGGGAUGCAACUACCUGCAAAAUAUAAGGAGAAUUUCGACGUUUCGAGCGAAAGCCUUUCGUUUGGAGUUACUCCAUGAAACAUCCCUACCCAUGAAAGCUUGUUCGUAAAAAUAUAUACUUGUUUCUUUCUUUGUUUUGACUCUGUUUUAAUUCCAUCAUAUGAUUAGUUCAUUUCUAUGACAUAGUAUUUUUGUAUUUUCACUAUGCAAGAGCACGUGUUUUCUCGUUCCACGCUACUAAUUAAAAUUAAAUCCACUAUGGCCCUGGGCCUAGCAUGCAUAGCUCCCGGUUUCAUGGGGUUGGGCAACUGAUGUGCCAAACCCUUAACGUGGUUUUAAAGGACAUUGGAACUAAAAAUUUACUGCAGUUUGUCUCAUUUUAAAGAACGUUUAAAAUUGUGUAUUAAAUAUUUUUGCAGAUUUCUUAAAGUAUCUAGCUUAACUAUUAGAAUAUUUUGACUGAAAGCAAUGGGCUGUCCGCCAUCUUGGAUUAAUUCUUAAGCUUAUUAAGUCUGGUUCUGAUGACGACAAGAAUGGGGUUAGUCUUAUAAAAUUACCUCUAAGUGACCGUGUAAAGAUCAAAAGUUGUUUAAAAUGUUUGCAUUCAAUUCUAAAUCUGAAAUAGCAACCAAGAACGAGUUUUGGGCUCAUAUUGAUCACUGGCUGUCAAGAUAAAAUAUUGUGAUUUCCGUUGACCCCUCUUGUGACGUAUAUGCAUAUCCUCAAUAAUCCAAGAUGGCGGACAGCUCAUUGCAUUCAGUGAAAAUAUUUCAAGAAUCGAGAAAGAUAUGAAAAUACUGUUCAAAGUCUUUAUUAAUUAUUUUUAAAGCACUUUCAAAUGAGGCAAACUAAAUUUUUACUGCCCACAUCCUUUAAUGAAUUUCAGGAAUUUCAGAAUAGUACCUAUACACCGGACUGUACAUGUAAAAAAGCUUUUUCUCGAUUUCAUCUUACGAAAUUUUAUCCUUUCCAGUUAUUCCAUUUUCUCUGAAAAUGUUUCGGCAUGCAUAUAUAUUAAAAUCGUUGAUUUACUUUAUCGUACUAAUUAUUUUUAUUUUUUACCAAGAACGGAAAUUUACUCUAUACGUACCACGGUUCUGGACCGAUAUUUCAAUUACAGUGGAGUCCAAGAGGAGACAAACUAGCUGCUUGUGUUUCCGAUACUACAGUAAGUAAUUAUUCCGCCCUAUAGGUCCUGUUCAUAUGAGCGCAGCUAACCAGGAAACUUACCUGAGUGAGAUUUGCAUGUCAUUUGUUAACGCAUAUAAAUUUUAAUUUGUGUUCAUAUGAGAAACGAACCAGCCUGGCUAUAGAUGAGGUCUCGCCUUGCACUAGGUAGUAACAUAUAGUCAAGUGGGAUAAAAUUCCAUAUGAAGGCUAUUAAAGUCGUAAUACAAGUUCAGUUUGUUUAAGGUGGCUCCCUACAGUUGUAAAGAAACAGCAGCGAAAAAUACGAUCUUUACGCAAUGACGCAAAAUAUAAUAAAUUCAUUUAUAUAAUAGUUAUAAAUUCAGUUUUUGAGAUAUUACGCGAGAUUUGUUCCACAAAAACUGUUUUAUAGAAUUUUUAAAAAAUUGAGUAUAUUGCAAUAAAUUACUAGUACUUUUAAAAUACAAAAUUUCAGAAAAAUUGACCGAAGGGAAAAAACGUUAUUGCAUUACAAACAUUGGGCGGUCAAAUGAAAUUUUUGCUGACGUGAUAAAAUUCCAACUCGACUAUAGACACAGUCCCAUGCUUAAACAACUGUAGAGAGCCACUGUAAUAUUUCGAAGACCCCAUGUUUACAUAAUAUCGUCCCACUGAGAAGGCAUAUGAGUUGGGAUAAAAGCAGUUAUAUGAAAACACAAAUGAUUCAUACACUCAGGGGAGCUUCCCUGGGCUCAUAUGGAUAGGGUCCUGGAUUUUAAAACAUUAAUGUUUUAACGAUUCUAUUUGAAUAGGUCAAACUCCUUGACGUGCGAAUUUUGUAACAAAUGCCAAAAUUAUUUUGUACUGAGGAAACAGAUCAACCAGAUGGGGGGAACGGAUAAAUAUUUGGUAAAGAUGGAAAGAAAUGACGAAGAAAAACACCAAAAACAGUAGCUGUAAGAUCAGCAAAGAUAUAAAGUAACCUCUCGUCCUCGGUGCUUUCAGUAAUAUGCAGGCAUAUUCUCGACUCGCAUGCCCGGUUAAAGACAAGAAAUUUCUCACAAGUUGAUAUUCAUUAACAUUUAUUUAAUCUUUCCAACAGUUCAUAGCUCCUGUAAACUACCAGUUCGUUCAGUAGACCACCAACGAAAUAGAAAUGUUUUUACAGUAACUGUUUCUUUUUUAUAUUAUUUGUAAAAUAUGUUGAAACUCAUGUUGAAUAAUUGGAAGUGUACAACCAAAAUAAACAUUUUCACAAGAUAUUGACAAACGUUUGGUUACUUCCCACAUGUCCCGAGGAGACGUCAUGAUUGCCGUGGGUGGAAGCGGAAUAUUAAGUAUUGAAUACUGGUUUUAAAAGUAUAGUUUCAAUAUGAAUAGUUAUGGUAGGAAUAUUAAUAUUUGGGGUAGGAUUUUCAGAGGAAUAUAAAUACUUCAACCAGAAUUUGAAUGAAUAUUUGUCUACCCCCACACCACAUUUUUGAGGAAUAUUGUAGGCAGGAAUAUUGAAUAAUACAGGUAUAAGAAUAUUGGAUGUUGAAGUAAGAAUAUUCCGCCUCCACCCCGACUAUUAAGUUAGAACUAAGGUUAGAUUGUUAGGAAAGGUUUAGAAUACACCCUUCCGGAAAGUACGUCGCUUUGGCUGUAGAUCCCUCGUUUUCGUCAUUGAUACGUUGGGCUUUAAUUGAUAUCACAUACGCGAAGACGAGGUUCCUAUUAUAGUCAAAAUGACGUACUUUCCCAAAGGGUGCAUGUAUUGUAAGGAUAAGGAUUAGCUAUAUUUAAAUUGAAGGUUUUUAAUAUAGAAAUGAAAUGAUACAGACUACCUUUUUAUCACAAAAUGAAUUUCUAUUUCACAACUAUAAUAUCCCACUCCAUGCUGCGAGUUCAACUCGCUACUAAUGGUUAAAACUUUUGUAUUAAAGACGACAAGAAGUUUAUCACACUACAAGUGCCGAAAUUAAACAUCAAAGUUCAUAAUGUUCAACAUUUCAAUCCUUCUUUAUCGAUAUCAAAUUUAAUUACAAAAUUGCCUACGUCAGGCUUGACCUGCUUCAUGAGAAACGUUGAACUCUUAUCCGACGUACGGGAGACUGCAUAUGCACAUUUCACAAACCAUCUCCAUGGUCGGCACAUGUAUGCAUAAUCGUCCAUUCGCUGUAUACGUUUAAAAUCCUUGGAAUAGAUAGCUGGCAAUGUAGCUAUUACGACAAGGUAGUAUUGGUCUAUAUAACGGCGAAGUACCUCUAGAAGCCUCUUUUGAUGUUUUUCUCGACCUUGGUAAGUCUCACCACCGUCACUUUUAUCCUGCCAAUAAAAAGCACUGAUACUGUCAAUCAUCAUUACACAUAUAUCAGUUCUGUUGCAAAGGAUUUUGUCGAAACUUCGCAUUGUAUCCAGAAGCUCUUCUGUCGAGUUGCAUUUCGCUAAAGUUAGUCGGGACAAACAUGAUUUUAUGAACGUCUGUCGGGCAGCAACACUCGGCAUUGGUAACCCUUGCUGUAAAAAACAUGACGUGAUUCGUUCUUCCAAGAUUUCCACGAGACGAAGCAGAGAGAAGUGGUAAUCGGUGUCCACGAAAAUAGCACCCACACCUCGUCCUUCGAGGGAUGCACCUUUCCAUUUUUGUGGUAAAAUGCAGUUGGCGAUCAAGUGCAAUAAUAUUUGAGUCUUUCCUGAGCCAUCAUCGCCAUACAAUUCGAUUACGUCUUUCACCUGCACUGGCCGAGACAAACCUUGGAAAAGUAUUUUAUCCAGCCCAUCCAACGACUUCUUGCGUCCAAGACGAGCAAACAGCUAUAUUCAAAGUAAGAGUUCACAACGAUAAUGAAAGAAAUAAAAAGAUUUAAACUUCAACUGACGUUUCAAAACUUGAUACUUUUUCUUAUUUGGCCAUCUACGGGAUUUCUAAAUAUUAAUUAAAACCUCACCUGAGCUUUCGAAUGCAAAUUGCUAUACAAAUUGAUGUUUAUGAUAGUGAACCUUUAUUUGGAUAGGGAUAAAACCAUUGUCAUGCAUUAACGGAGCCACAGGGUUCGUAGUGUCAAAGACCAAAAAAUUUUCUACUUAUUUUCGAAGACUCCUCCGGCUGAAGAGCAAUCGCUGUUGAAUCAAAAUGAUAUUUCAUAGAGUAUAUGCAUUAACGAACAAGACUAGAUAUGUUGGCAACUCUGAUUUUGGCUUUAGCCUUCACACAUGAAAAUUUGAGAAUU